AUGCAACCUUUAGGUUGUGAAAAGCAGACUUUAGCACAAAAAAUAAGACUUGAAUUUGAUACGGAAGCAGCAACGCUAUCUUCAACGUUGGAGAGUGAUGCAUCAAUGAACUCAUCAAAUUCAUCGUUAUCACAUUCUUCUUCAUCACUCGCAAUUUCGACUUCAUCUGAAUGUUCCUUUAACAAUAGAACUUGUGAAUUUCUGCAUCAUUCUGCUGUUAAACGUAAGAAAUCAUACAAACGACGUGAACUAGAAAAAGUAUUGUGCAAAUUACGUCAACUGCUGCCAAGUAAACUAAUGCACUCUAAUGAGCUUGAAUUAAUCUACCAUGUUACAGACUACAUUCUUGCUUUGCAGGUAUGA
This is a messenger RNA of Thelazia callipaeda (thelaziosis nematode), 363 nucleotides long. Lineage: Eukaryota; Metazoa; Nematoda; Chromadorea; Rhabditida; Thelaziidae. The record is from the annotation of a GenBank genome assembly.